AUGACUACUACGUUGCCCGUCGUUAGAAAACAAUCAGACUUAGACGUCUCAUGGGAUUGGCUGUACAAAGGUAAGAAGAAGAGAUCUACCUCUAAAUCGAAAUCACGUGGUAGUACAAUCAAUAAGCUAGACACUCAGACUACUCGUAAGCCCACUAGAAACAGAUCUACUUCAGUUUCAAAUGCUGCUUUGUCUCAAGAUGAUGAUUACAUUGUCCUAACGCCUGUUAAUAGUAACCCAAUAGAAGAUUCAAAUGAUAAAUCUAAUGGAUUCAUAAUCACCGCCAAUAGUAACACUCCUAAAGUGAAAAGAUCAACGUCCGUAUCAAAUGCUGAUGUGUCCCAUGCAAAGACUUUAAGAAGAAUCAAUUCUUUAAGUAAUGAUAAACCUAAGAGGUCAUUAUUUAGUUCAUUAUUUGGUAAGAAAAAUAACACUACUCCUCCAGUCUCGAGAUCCACAUCUUCUACUUCUCUCACAUCCCAAUUAUCAAUAAAUUCUAAAGUUUCUAAUAUAUCCAGAACUGAGCCAGCCUCACCUAGUCUACCCACUCCUAUCGCCUCACCUAGAUCAGAAUCAAACCCUUUACAACCCCUUUUGAAUGCAGAUUCUUCACAUAAUUCAUCAAUAGAGUCUUUGAAACCUAUAUCUCUGAAGAGGGUCACAUUUAACGUCUUUAAUGCUGAUCCACCGCAACAAUUGCCAUCUAGAAAACCAAAGAAAGGUGCUGUACUCGUGCCAGAGGAUAUGAUCAGUGAUGUGCCUUCCAUUUCUCAAGGCAUAGCAAAGGUAGAUAAUGAUGAUACUCAAUUAAAUUAUUCUAAAAAUUCAAAAGAAUAUAAACUGGCAUUAGAAUUACAUAGGAAAUCUUUACAGGAAUCAGAUAAGCAUCAAGUCGCCGCACAUCAUGCUGCAAUGAGAAUUGCAAAUGAAGUUGCUAAUUACCAAAGUUCUGACAAUACUAUUAAACACCAACAACAGCAACCAUUAAAUACAGAUUCUACUUCAAUAUUCAAUAUCUCAAACCUCGCAAUUGAUACAAAAAUUCAUUUACAUGAAAAUCAUUUCAAUACUGAGGAAGAACCAGAUGACGAACUGACCUUAGAUAUCAUUUACACGCGGUGUUGUCAUCUCAGAGAAAUUUUACCUAUCCCAGCCACUUUGAAACAGAUUAAAGGGAAAACAUCACCUUUACAAAUUUUAAAAUUUUUAAAUUCAAGACCAACUUUAAUCGAUAUUCUCUCAUUUUGUGAUUUUAUUUCCAUAAUUUCUGUUCAUACAAUAGUCUUUGAUAAUGUCCUUCUAAGCGACGAAAUGUUAAGAAUCAUACUUUGUUCAUUAGCCAAUUCUAAAAAUUUAGAGAAACUGAGCUUAAGAAAUGUCGUCAUUAACACCGAAAAUUGGAAUCUUAUCUGUAAAUUUUUAUUGAUUAAUAGAUCUAUAACCAAAUUGGAUAUCUCUCAAACGCAUACAAAACUUAUAGGUGACAAUGAAUCGCUACUAAGGCAUAAUUUAGACUGGGAUCUAUUUAUUGGUGUCUUAAAAAAUAGAACAGGGAAACCACUUGAAGAAAUUCUUUUCAAUGGUAUCAAAUUCAAUAAACUUCCAAAUUCUUUUGUUUUUCAAAACCUAAUCAACACUUUCAUCAGGCAGGUAAACUCGUCAAAAUUGCAGGCUUCUAGUAUCCCAAUAAGAAUAGGGCUAGCUAACUCUGAUAUAUCCAUGGAAAAUUUGAGUUAUGUCUUAAAUAUUGCCCGGAGUGACUAUUGUCCAAAUUUUCAUGUGCAAGGUAUCGACCUUUCAUUUAAUGACCUAUCAACUUACGUUAACUUGAUUGUUAACAAAUUAUCCACUUCGAACUUUGAUAAAUUACAGUAUUUUACUUUGAACGGUACAAAUAUUGAAACUUCCUACGAUAUGGCUUUACUUUUGAAAUACUUAUCUAGAUUAGAGAAUUUGAAGUUUUUAGAUUUAUCAAAUAUGCCUCAAAUCUUUCCUGAUAUACUACCUUACCUUUACAAAUACUUACCAAGGUUUAAGAAUUUGAAAAGAGUUCAUUUGAAUUACAAUGACUUGCAAUUUAAACAACUAACAGUCAUUUGCAAUAUUCUAAUCAAAUGUAAGACAGUAACACAUGUGUCUAUGUUACAAGAUUUAGCCAAAUCUGUUGACAAUGAAGAACUUCAAUUGAACAAUUUUGCGAGGAAUAAUUAUUGGUCAACGCUUUAUGCCUUGACUAAGGAAUCUACAAGUCUUGUGGGAUUAGAUAUCAAUUAUGAAGAGAUACCCGAAGAAAUCAAAUCGAGGCUGGCCCUUUGUUUAAUGAGAAACAUGCAUAGAGCCAUGGAUUCAACUUUCCAAUUGGAUGAGUUGGCCUCUCAGGAUGAUUUAUUGUUUGGUGGAAAUUUAAUCAGUGAAACUGCAGAGGAUGUUUUCAAGAAACUAUGUAAGAUUGAUGAUGAUAGUAAUGAAGCUCAGUCUACAAGCAACGUCGAUAACAAUACUGGUUUGAACACUAAAAAGUAUCUGUUAAAGAAAUACUUCGAUAACUUACAGAGAGUUCAUGAUAAGACACGUAUACAAAUUGAUUUAUUAUUGGAAAAACGUAGUAACGGGGAGUUGAAUCUAAUGGAGAAGGAAAAUUUACUGAGAUUGUUAUUACUAGAUAAAAAUUUAUCAAAUAUUUUUGAAUUGUUCAUUGGUGUACCUCAAUUUACAAGCAUUAUUGAUCCGAAAAAAUUGAAGAAAUCACAAGAGAAAAAGAACAAGCAUUUUGAGUCAACUCUGCCAACUACUACUGUACCAUCAGAGCAAGAACAUGAAGCCGAUACGAAUACAACUAGUCCGCAUCUCAUGGUGACUGAAUCCGGGAAAGCCAUCGAUUUUAUUACUGGUAGGCCAGUUUUAUUUAGGAAAUCUUCAAAUACCAGUGUAAAUGGUAAAAAGCAAGAGGAAGAAGAAGGUGAAUUACAUAAAUGGGGUUUCUAUGUACAACAACAAAGGUCCAUCUACCCAGAGCACACCGUGAAGCCGAUUCCUAGGCCGAAUACAGUACCCACAUCUACUGCCAAAUUAUUACCAAAGAUACCAUCUGGAGAAGAACUAAGAGCCGCCAUUAUAAAGGCUAAAGGUAUCGAUUCGAUGGAAGACUUGAUCCAAAGCGUCAGUGACGAACAAGUCGGGUUGGAAACCAUCUAUGGUGAUUCCUUCCAAAACUCGAAAGUUACUGAAACUUACGAUAAAUUGAUCAAUAAUUUAUCUGUCAGCAGAAAGCGAAGCGAAGAAAUCAAAACACAUCCAUAA
Molecule: messenger RNA, 3300 nt
Organism: Kazachstania africana CBS 2517
Lineage: Eukaryota; Fungi; Ascomycota; Saccharomycetes; Saccharomycetales; Saccharomycetaceae
Gene: GIP3
Product: protein phosphatase regulator GIP3
Exons: 1
Coding region: 1-3300 (1099 amino acids)
Source: RefSeq, a predicted model, not a curated record